Molecule: messenger RNA, 573 nt
Organism: Mesorhabditis belari
Lineage: Eukaryota; Metazoa; Nematoda; Chromadorea; Rhabditida; Rhabditidae
Source: the annotation of a GenBank genome assembly
AUGUUCAGGCCAAUUGGGAUUUUCGGAAACAAAGAUGAUGGGGUUUAUCCUCCGCAUCUCACCUACAGUUGCUCUAUAGUACUCGAAAAACAAUCGAUGGUCGUUGUGAGCCCGUCACCGAAUGCCAAAACGUUGGAGUUCGCGAUCUCGUUUCGUGUACGCCAAUGGGUCGAUGAGAAUAAAAGAGUUCUUGUCGUGCCAUUUUACGAGCCAAACGAUGACUUCACGCCAUUGUGGUUGAUCCCAGAAAACACGAUAGCGACAAUUGUCAACAAUCCUGCAAUUGACACAAGGUCUGACAGCCCACCAUUUAUAGCAAGUACUUCUGUGGCAAGCAUUGUGCCAAAAGAACACGUUUGCACAUUUGGACUUUUGGUGCGACAAGAGGACGUACCAUCAAUAAACGAUUUUUAUGGAUACCUUUGUAUCGAUAGCGAUUGUGAUGAGGGGAAUGAUUGCGAAAUUGUCGUUGAAAUUGUAAUUCAUUGUCCAAUUGACGAAAUAGGAAAUUGUACUGAGGUCUCACCAUUGCAGAUUAACGGCGAAUAUUCGAAACUCAACUGCACGAACACG